CUUGCGAGCGAGUGGACAGUCCUCUGAUGGGCGUAAAAACUCAUUGAUAAAAACAAAAUCGCUUAAAAUUUAAGUUCGGGGGAGGGAUCUGGACCAGGAAAGAACCGGGAGCAUGUCGGAGCUGAAGGCCCCGUCGCUGCAAUCUCUGCUAGAAUCGGAGCGCGGUUCCACGGACAGCUUGCUGGCCGAAUCUCUGCAGCUGGAUUUCGAGGAUCUGGAUGACGCCGAGUUUGCCAUACCGCCCACCGAUGUGCUGCCCACUUUGGAGGCGGUGCUCAGUGAAUUCGAGGCGGAUUCGGAUGUGGCCUCCGAAUUGGGCAUGCCGGUGCCCCAUGCCACGCCCACGCCCUCCAUAGGCGAGGAUUCCACGAUAAGGACGGAUGGCAGGGGCGGCGGAGGUUCCAUCAUGAGGUACACUCUGCUACACGGCAUCUCCGCCCAACUUUCCUCCGCCGCGGAACGAGUGAAUGCCGGAGCAGCCAGUUCCUGUGCCGUGGCCGCUUUCAUAGCCGUUGGAACCUCCCACGGACACAUCCUGAACUUCGACGUCACCCAAACGCUUAAGUGGGCCCACCAGGACAAGCACGGCCAGGGUGCGGUGGCCAGCAUGGCCUUCAAUGCAGACUCCACUCGGCUUUUGACCGGCUACUCCAGAGGAUUGGUUGCCAUGAUGGACACUCAUACAGGCGAUGUCCUGCGAGAGCUGUUCGAUGUGAUAACCCCCAAUACAGGCGUCCUACACGUCAAAUGGACCUCCAGAUCCUCUCUAGCCCUGUGUGCCGAUGCGGGUGGAUCGGUAUGGUCGCUUAGUUUCACCCGGAAACUGGGCAUCCGGGGCUGCCAGUCUAGAUGCCUGUUUUCCGGCGCUCGCGGGGAAGUUUGCGCCGUGGAACCCCUGAUAAUGGAUGCCCAGGGACGCCAUGAACUGGACCAGUACUGCAUUGUAGCCUUGGCCACGCUGUCCAAGUAUUUCAUAGUCACCGUACGACCAAGAUUAAGGGUUAUCAAGUACCAUGUGCUUCAGGGACCUCCGGAUUGCCUGCCCCUUCUCGCUUGGCACUUAGUCCUCAUCCAAGCGGCAGAUACUUCCCGGUCCGUGGAUCCCGUGAUUGUUGUGGGUCGUGGAAAUCAAUUGUUCUUUCACCAACUCUUUGUCUCGAAUGGAAGGAUCACUCUCUUGUAUCUACGUCAUGUCCAGCUGCAAGGAAGCCUGCUGUCUGCCCACUGGUUGGGACCAAAGUGUGUUGCCUCGCUGGACACGGCGGAGAUCCUUCACCUGGUGGACGUGCGAUCCAGUAAGGAACUCGAAUGCAUGGAUAUGGCCAACGCAGGAUUGGUUUACGGAUCGGCGCAGUUCAAAGGACUGGCCACCGGUGGAAAUGUGUCGCCUGCCUUCGCUUUAGCUGGCUCAAAUGCUUGCUAUAACUCUGUGGUUUCGCGAGGAACGCAGCUGUAUGUCUUGGGAGCCAGAUCGCUGCAUAUUAUUGGAGUUAGAACUUGGUCGGAGAGGAUUAGCUAUCUGGUAAAACACCAUCGCUGGCAGGAAGCCUGCCAACUAGCCUUGGAUGGCUACCUUGCCUCCGUGGAUCGUCCCAGGAAACGUGCCCAAGCCAAAGAGCGUAUCAUCAUGCUCUUUAAAGAGUACAUCGCCAAUUCCGCCCGGGCACCCGACUAUUGUCUCGGUGCCAUUGUCAACUGCUUAAUAACCGUGGGUGAACUCGACCUACUCUGGACGCAGCUGUGGGAAAAGUUGCACAACAGCAGCACUGAGCUUUUCUUGCAGCACAUUUCCGAACACAUAGAAAAGGAAACGAUUCAUAGUGUUAAUCCCGUGAUCUCCCAAGCUUUGGUGGAUUACUGGCUAGAGCACUCGCCUGCCAAACUGGAGCAGCUCAUUCUGAAGCUGGAUUGGAUGUGCCUGGACCUAAACCAGGUGCUAAAGGCUGUGAAGAAGCAUCGUUUGUAUAGAGCCCAGAUCUACCUCAACACCCAAGCUUUGAAUGACUACACGGCGGCGCUGACGGAGCUGCUGCCCUUGGUGACUCCCGAGGAAACGGAUUUGGGUAAUUGCCUGCUGGUUUACGUGUCCAGUUGUCUGGCAGGCAGGGGCUAUCCCAGCGGAGAAAUUCCCGUGGAGCUGGUGCAUCAAGUCAAGCACGAUGUCUUGCGUUGCCUGACCUCGCAGCAAUCCAAGGAGAAUGCCGGAGAUGAGAUGCCCUAUCCGUAUCUUAGAGCUCUCCUCAAGUUCGACACGCGGGAAACGCUAAACGUGAUAUCGCUGGCGUUCCAGGAACGAGAGUUUAGCCACGAGCUAGGACUCUCGCAUCGCAAGAGGAUUAUCAAUCUGCUGCUGGAGAUAAUGUCGCCCGAGAACGCAACGUGGGCGGAAAUUGGCUGCCUGUUGAACUUCAUUGCCCAGCAGAUUUCUAUGCAGUGCCUGCCGCGGGACAGGCAGCUUUUGGAACGUGUCCUGAGUCACUUGGCGCAGGAGGAGAUUGCCAACGAGAGCAGUCGGCAACAUUCCGAGCGGGAGAACGCCUGGCAUGAGCUGCUAUCCUCCAACUGCCUGACAGAAAUUAGCAGCGAUGAGGAGCAGCUGGAAUUGGCUGAGCGGGCCAGGUGCUAUUGUGUGGUGGAAUACUUGCUGGAGAAGCUUGGGCGAUACGAUACCAUCCUGGAUUGCUACAUUCGAAACGAAGCCAGGCAUGAGACCAUGUUUGCCUAUAUGGAGCGCCAUUUGAUCACUCCAGAGAGAUGCAUUUACCGGCAGUUGAGGAGGCAUCUUAAAGAGCUGCUAAGGAUCAAUGCCAAGGAAACUACUCGCAUUUUGGCCUUGCACUAUCCCGAAAAGAUUAACGAGCUUUUAGAUCUGCUGAGAAGGGAGGAGGCUUUAUUGUAUGUGUUCCUCAAGUGCCUCAAUGAUCGUAGAAGUGAACUGGAAGCCAGUCAAUUGGAGUUGCUAUUCGAGCUGUAUUGUAAAAUGGAAUCGGCUGCUGUUGUCCAGGAGUUCCUUGUAUGCAAUUCGGGCUAUCGCUUGGACAAGGCCAUUGCCAUAGCUGAAAGCCAUCACCUAAACCGAUCUGUGAUUUAUCUGUAUGAAAUGCAGGAGAGCUAUGCGAAAGCCUUCGACUUGUCCAUGGAUCUGCUGAAAUCGGCCGCUGGCGAAGAAGCUGCCAAGGAGGCGCAGGAAAUCUGUGCUCUUCUGGGUCGUUCUGUGACUACGUUGCCAGCUCAGGAACUGGAGCGCUGUUGGUUUGUUCUAUUGCAAUAUAUUCUGCCCCUCCAGGAGCUGCAGUCCAUUACCAAAUCUCUGCUGCACGAGGCCUCGCAGCAUAUUGAUCUGCACAACUUGGUGCAACUGAUAAUGAACACCCACAAUGUGUCGAGUAGCUUUGGUGAUAUUAAGGAUCUGCUGAUGGGCAUGCUGGAUAGUUCGCGGCAUCAAACGGAGGGUUUGCGACACUCCGCUGGAAAGUUGUGCCAAAGUCUUCACCUCCAGUUUGCGGAGCGUUUUCGAAACGCACGUCGUGGCCUAUGGGUGACCACCACCAAGUGCUCCGUGUGCCGCCAGCGGCUGUACGAUCACAGCCAGGUGCUAAUAUUGGGCGGAUGUGGUCAUGGCCUGCACGAGGAGUGCAUGGAGGAGGCGGAGACGCAGUUUGAACAGUGUCCAAGGUGCUUUACAACUAUUCCGGAUCAAAGUCUUGUUUUGCCGCGGCCAAGCAGAAAUCUAAUCAGCAUUUCCUCGUCCCUGGAAUUGGGGGCGUUGCAGCUAAAGGCACCGCCAAGGCGUUUCAUUUAGCUUGCUUCGUGUUUGUUUGUAUAUUCCAAUUAUUCCUCUAUGUAUUUAUUGUACAACUCUAUGUAUCGUAUGUGUAAGUAAAGAAAUUG
Molecule: messenger RNA, 3891 nt
Organism: Drosophila subpulchrella
Lineage: Eukaryota; Metazoa; Arthropoda; Insecta; Diptera; Drosophilidae
Gene: Vps8
Product: vacuolar protein sorting-associated protein 8 homolog
Exons: 4
Coding region: 113-3802 (1229 amino acids)
Biological process (GO): protein targeting to vacuole; endosomal vesicle fusion
Cellular component (GO): HOPS complex; late endosome
Molecular function (GO): protein binding
Source: RefSeq, a predicted model, not a curated record